This is a messenger RNA of Haliaeetus leucocephalus (bald eagle), 405 nucleotides long. RefSeq names its product SH2 domain containing 1B (gene SH2D1B). The coding region runs from base 1 to 405 and encodes 134 amino acids. The transcript has 4 exons. The record is from RefSeq and is a predicted model, not a curated record. NCBI's taxonomy places the organism in Eukaryota, Metazoa, Chordata, Aves, Accipitriformes, Accipitridae.
AUGGAGUUCCCAUUUUUUCAUGGAAAGAUAACAAGAAGAACCUGUGAAGAACUGCUGAGCAAGAAUGGAAAGAACGGUAGCUAUUUAAUACGAGAGAGUGAAAGCGUGGAAGGAGCCUUGUGUCUCUGUGUUUUCUUUGAAGACCUCGUCUACACUUACCGUAUCUUCAGGGAACACCAAGGAUAUUUCAGAAUACAGACUUCUGAAGGUGUUCCAGCCAAGAUCUUCAAAACAUUAAAGGACUUAAUAUACAAUUAUCACAAGCCAGACCAAGGACUAAUAACAAACCUCCGCUACCCAGUAAAGAAACAAAAGGCCUCACAAACAAGCCAGAGUUUCAAGUCAGGAAAGAACGAAAUUUAUGAUGAAAUUGAUGACAGUGAUUAUGUUGACAUCUUACCCUGA